Messenger RNA from Styela clava, 2571 nucleotides. Its product is annotated as solute carrier family 23 member 1-like. NCBI's taxonomy places the organism in Eukaryota, Metazoa, Chordata, Ascidiacea, Stolidobranchia, Styelidae. Gene Ontology annotation, cellular component: membrane. Gene Ontology annotation, biological process: transmembrane transport. The record is from RefSeq and is a predicted model, not a curated record. Gene Ontology annotation, molecular function: transmembrane transporter activity.
GAUAAUUUAUUGUCAUAUAUAUUACAGUAAAAAUAUUCAUACAUUGUACAAUUUAAAAGUUAUUAACUGCUGCGUUCAGUUUACACCGAAGUACCAACACUGAUAAGAUGAAAUGCUUUAAAAAAUCGAAGUCAGAUGCAGAUGACGAUGAACCGGAUCAUGCACUCUUAUACGGGAUUGAUGAGGUACCAGCAUGGUAUACAUGCAUUGGGCUUGGAUUUCAGCACUACCUGACAAUGUUAGGAUCAAAUAUUGCAGUUCCACUCAUUCUAGCGGAAGGAUUUUGUCUUCAGAAUAAUAACCUAGCAAAAUCUGAAAUCAUCAGCACAAUAUUCUUCGUCGGUGGAAUUGUGACAUUGCUACAAACAAGCAUCGGAGUGAGACUACCGAUAGUACAAGGUGCAGCAUUCUCAUUUCUGGCACCGACGCUGGCUCUUCUAUCUUCACCGAAGUGGAAAUGUAAUGCCAAUAAUCUAACAGAAAAUAACACAGAUGAUUGGCAAGCAGCCAUGAGAGAGGUUCAAGGGUCGAUCAUGGUCGCCUCGUCCGUGCAAUUUAUUAUCGGUAUCACGGGAGCAAUAGGUUUUCUGAUGAAGUAUAUUGGCCCCCUGACUGUCGCACCCACUGUAACUUUGGUUGGAUUAUCAUUAUUUGGUGCAUCAGCAGAUAGUUUUGCUGGAAAGCAUUGGGGAAUUGCAGUAAUGACAAUUGGUCUGAUCAUUAUAUUUUCGCAACACAUACGAACCGUGCCGCUGCCGUUUCCAUAUUAUGCAAGAGGCAAAGGAAUGAAAGUAUCCUGGAUAAAAAUAUUUAGUCUGUAUCCGAUUCUUCUCGCUAUUUGUGUUGUUUGGGGAUUCUGUGGAAUUUUAACAGCAACUGAUGUAUUUCCGACGAAUUCAACAAGUUACGGAUACGAAGCAAGAACCGAUAUUAGGCUGGGAGUAUUACAAGAAGCCGCAUGGUUCCGCGUCCCAUACCCUGGUCAAUGGGGAUUGCCGACAGUUUCUCUGUCUGGUGUACUUGGUAUGAUAAGUGGAGUACUCGCUUCAAUUAUUGAGUCGAUCGGUGAUUAUUAUGCAUGUGCUCGUCUGUGUGGUAUCUCUGCACCACCGAAGCAUGCUUUGAACAGAGGUAUUUUGGUGGAAGGAGUGGGAUGUCUAUUUGCUGGAGCUUGGGGAAGUGGAAGCGGAACAACAUCAUACAGUGAGAAUAUUGGUGCCAUUGGAGUAACUAAGGUUGGCAGUAGACGUGUUGUACAAACUGGUGCUUGUCUUAUGAUAAUUUUAGCAGUAAUUGGGAAGUUUGGAGCCUUGUUUACAACAAUUCCAGAUCCCAUCGUGGGUGGAAUGUUUUGUGUUAUGUUUGGAAUGAUUGCCGCUGUCGGAAUGUCAAACUUACAAUUUGUUGAUUUAAAUUCGACGAGAAAUCUAUUGAUAAUGGGGUUCGCUACAUUCAUGGGUAUUGCUGUUCCAGAAUGGGUGAAGAAAAAUGAAGAGUUGAUAUCAACUGGUAUACCCGAAUUGGAUCAAGUGUUUCUUGUUCUUCUUCAAACUGGAAUGUUUGUCGCUGGGUUUCUUGGAUUUCUACUGGACAACACAAUACCAGGAACGAAAAAAGAAAGAGGGUUGUUAACGUGGAACAAAGUACAGGAUGAUGAAGAGCAAAUCGAUGGAAUUUCUAUGCCUGCUUCACAUUAUGAUUUGCCGUUUGGAAACUGCGGAUGCAUGAAAAACAAUAGGUGCAAUAACUUCAUGAAAUAUAUACCAAUAUGUCCCGCAUUUGGCAAAGACACCAAACCAAAGGACAAAGAUGUAACUAUGGAAAAUGGGAUUGCGAUUCAUGAAUUUGAUCUUCCAGAAUCAACUCGUUUAUAACACAUAACACAAUGAUAAAUUUUGAGAACGGAACAUUUGGUGUGUUUUUAUUAUCAUAAAUUCAAAAUUCAAAACUUGGAUGCAUAAAAGGCUAGAUCAUAUAUAUGAAAUGAAGACCAAUUUUCUCUAUUUUAGCACUGUUUUGGCAGAUUACAAUUUUUUAAUUUUUACUUGAUAUAUAUGGCUUACUUUGAUACUCAGUUAUUUGCAUAGAGCUGUUUUAAAUCAUUGUUUUAUCGAACAUCUGCUACUGCCUGAAUUUCCUAAAAAAUGAACCCAAAACGAUUACACGAAACAACACCACUGUAAUAUAUAUUUUAUGGAUAGUUGACAACGAUGUAUCGCAAGAAUGUCUCUUCUACUUUUUUUGCUAAUGUUUGUGUUGAUCGUAUUGUAUUUGAAUAUUCAAAGUAUCAAUUCUUUUUUGCCAUUUUUCUACAAAUAAUGUAACUUUUUCAUUUGCGUUUUGUUGUUAUGAGGUGAAGUUUUUGUUUUUGUUGAAGUUUUUAUAGAAAUAUUUAUAUCAUGUUCCUUACUUUUGAUUUGAAAAUCACGUAUGUCAAACUGCUAGUUAAGAUUAUGCACAAUUCUGGUGGAUAACAUUUUGUCAACGAGAAAAUCUCCACAAGCGUGGGUUGAAUUAUUGGCUCUUCUCACUCUUGGUUAAAAGAAAAUAAUGUUCGUAUCAGAAGAGUCA